GCGGGGACCAUGGUGCAGCUCUACAACUUGCACCCGUUCGGCUCGCAGCAGGUGGUGCCCACGCGGCAGGAGCCGGCGGUCUUCUGCUGCGGGCGGGAUGCGCUCUUGGUGGCCUGCGCCCCGGGCGCCUGCAAGGUGGAGGUGUUUGCCGCCGGCCGGUCGGAGCUCUGCGAGCCGCUCGGCUCUUUCAAUACUCUGGGCCGGCUGCUGCGCAUGGCGUACGCCGAAGCGGGAGACUACGUUGCUGCUAUUGAGGAGAAAAACAAGGCCCUCUUCUUACGAGUGUACGUUAACUGGCGAUGCUUGUCAACGGAGAGCACGCGCGUGUGUGUGCGGAUGGUGGGCCAUAACCUGGAAGCAUCCUGUACUGAAGCGUCUAAAGACCAAAUGUCCAUUAUAGAACUACCUCUUUCAGACCCUCCCUUGUGCUUUUCGUGUUGCCCUUUGACGGGAGACCUCUUGGUUGGUUGCAAGAAUAAGCUGAUCUUGUUCUGCUUGAAGCAUGUGGCAGUGAGUCGGGAUGUGACCGUGCUGGACUUCGAACGCACCUUAAUUUUGCACAUAGAGAACUUCACCCCGGCAGAAGUUGCAUUUUGUGCUGGGUAUGUAGCCAUAACGGUUGAGCUAGAAGUCCUAAUCCUCAAGCUGGAAACUGGUGAGGAAGUGGCUGCUAAUAGUAGAUGGCACACUUAUGAAUCUCGAGUUCCUGAAAAGUUUAUCAAUGAAGGUGUAAAAGCGGAAGCUGAUUUAGCUCAGUUUGAGUCAGAUGACUUUGUUAUCUGUCAGCAACCCAUGGAGCUCCUUGGGGAGCAAAGUAGACAGUGUGGGAUAACAGUUACUCUGGAGUCUACAGGCUUAGUCAGUGAAGAUUCGAAUUUCCAAAUGCGAUAUGUCCUCUACAGACGUUUUGCUCUAGAUAUGUCUGCAUUUCUCUUCUGUGGUGAAGAUGCCAAACUGCACUCUCUUCAGCUGCUACCAAUGUAUGAAACAGGGAAUUCUGACAGAGGGAAUUCAACUAAGCAAGAACUACUGAGCCUGUUCUGCUUUUUCUCCUUGCCUCACGUUGGAUACCUCUACACAGUUGGUGGUAACUUGAUAGAAUUGAUUUCUACAUACCAAUAUUCAGAAAGAUCCCAGCAGGCGGUUCUCACCCCUCAAUUCCUACAUGUCAUCACAAGCAACAACCUGCAGUGCUUCACCGUAAGAUGCAGCGCAGCAGCUGCUCGUGAUGAAGAUCCGUACAUCGACACAACACUGAAGGCUUGUCCACCUGUGUCACUGAAUGUCUGUGCCUUGAGAAUGCAGCUUUUCAUAGGGCUGAAGGCGAUCUCUCACUUCAAGAACCAUGUCAUAAUUUUGACAAAAGCAGAUAGCGAAGACAUUACAGAGAGGAAAAAACCUUCCCGGAGACUGCUCUCCCGAAAAGCUGAUGCCAUCAAACCCAAGGUUCCUUCGGAAUCUGAGCCUGGCUGGAAUCUCUAUAUUGUAAACACAGCUUCAACUCUCCAACUUUAUCGGGAAAUGGUAGAAUACAGCAAAACAUACGAAAAUGCAAGAACUGAGAGUUGCAUCCACCUUUUAAGUGAGGCCCACUUAUUACUCAGAUCAGCCUUAAUGGACCCUGUUCUGCAGGAAUCGGAAGAUAAGGAAGACCUCCUAGCAGCAUUCCGGGAAAGCUGUGCUCUCCUAGGCGACUGUUACAGCAGAUUUGACACCAAAGACUUCCACUUGGCACUGCCUUACUACAAGAUGUCUGGUCUAUCCAUGACUGAAAUUCUGAAGCGAGUAGAUCCAACGGUUGAAGAUAAAACACAGAAGUAUGGAAAGGGGUUUAUAUUUUACUUGCAUCAUUCCCUUUAUGAAGACAUAGACGAGGAGCUGAGUGAAGAACUGGCAGCAAAAGUGCUCCAAAUAUUCCGCCUUGCUGAGCCAAACCAGAUGCCCCAUGUCAUCUCCAGCCCUUGCCUGAAAAACGUGUGUCCUAAACUGGCGAUAGAAUAUCUAACAGUAGUAGAAACGGUUGUGCCAUCUGUUGUGGUGACGCUAGCCAAGGCUUUGAUGGCCCUGAAAAUGGGAGAUCGGGAUGGAUGUAAAAAUGAACUGGACAACUAUGCAGAGAUGAUGCUGGUGUGUGGUUUUAUUGUGGAGCCAAGGCUUCUGAGACAGCAAAUUAAAGGGCAAAUUAUCCCGACUGCACUUGCUGUUUACCUGCGGGAGACGAGACCUGGAUUCCUCGUGGCUUCAGUAUUGGCUUUACAUGAGAACAAUAAAAUUGAACUUGAAGAAGCAGACUCCUACAUCAAGAUGCUGAGUGCUGUGGAUGAAGAUGCUGUCCCCCAGCUCUUAGUGGACUUCUGGGAAGCUCUCCUUGUAGCAUGUGCCCAGGAAGACGUCGUUCAGGAGCUGCAUUUUAAACUUGCUACACAGUAUAUUUGGAGGCUGUCAAAGGAACGGUUGCCUGAUACUAAGCCACUAAAAACCACUGAAGAUCUGAUAAAUUCUUGUGGUCAUUAUGGACUAAUUUUUCCUUGGGUUUUAUUCAUGAUGUCAUUAGUCCCUCCUUCUGAUCAGAAGAAUUCUGAAGACCUUUCAAAAUUGCAGUCUCUGUUAUGUGGCCCAUCCUUCGAUAUGCCUUCCAUUUUGCCAUUCUUGGAAACCCUUCCAGAAGAUACAAUUUCUGGACUGAGCAUCCGUCUUCUUUGCAGUACACAGUUAGGACAGUACGAGAGAACCAUCGACAAACUUCUGGAGAGGUGCCCCGAAGCAGUCAUACCCUAUGCUCAGCAUGAGUUGAAGGAUGAAUGUCAGGCUCUGUGGUGGAACAAACUCCUUCCUGAGCUCUGUAGCAGAACCAGACAUGCUGGGUAUAACUAUCCUGUACUUCUGUCCUCUCUGCAAGAAACGUUAGCUGUCAUUGCUGUGGAACUGGAACUGCGGGACUUCCUUAAUGUUUUACCAGAGGAUGGGAAUGUAGCUUUUUUCCUGCCACACCUGCUUCAGUGCAGCAGAAAGAGGCUAGUGACCUAAGUGCUACCAGGAGCAUUGCACGAUCUUCGAUUUGAAGUUUUCAAAUGGACUCCUCACAAUGCAACUAUGAAUUUAGACCUUUGGGUGUUUCGUUCUCCUAGUGGGUCCCCUGUGUAUGGGAAGAGCUGGAUUUAAUGUUGUUUUCAAAAGCUUUGCCUAGUUCAGCUGUGGCCUGAAAUUCAUGUUAAGGAUAACUCUAAAACUUUAUACGGAGCAUUUUCUUAUUCGUUUUCCUGGUGCUAGAGCUUUACAGUUGCUAAAAUGCUGGUGCUGCAAGUGAGCUGGAUGGAAGCCACUGAAGGAAGCUGGACCAACUUCUGCGCUAGGUAAACAUUCCAAGGAUACUUUUGCUGUGGAUGUAAUUCAGAUUUUUCUCUUUCAAAGUGUAUGCCGGGUUGUCCAACAAUCCAAACAUCUGAUAUCUUAUUGGCAUCCAAAGGAAUGAUUCACUGUCCCGACAGCCAUGAAAGCAAUUCCUUGUACAAGUUGGAUUCACUUUUACAGAGCCUAAGCAAGGAGUUUAUACCUGGAGGUGAUCUUCAAGAGAUGAAUUUGUUCAAGUAGUUUCUGUAACUGAAUUUGACUAUAACCAGGUGGUGGAGCUAUUUCAUAUGCUGGGCCUAUCUGGCAUCACAGUCUUUCUGCAUCAGCAAUGACAAAUGCUGUUGUUUAAUCUGACUUUAUUUUCUCCCCUCCCUGUAUUUACAGUUUGUACAAAAUAUGAUGAAUUUUCAAACUUGGUUUCUUUCUAGAGGGGACAUUUAAAAAUAAAAAAAGUUUCUUUUACAGAAGAGCUGUGAAAUGAUUCAGACAAAAAGUAUAAUUAUUCUUUCUGUGACACUGCUAGACUCCUUUUGCUUGGAAGUUCUAUUUUUGUUAUGAUCACUUGGAAUAUAGAUCUAUAUCACUUCAAAAUCAAUGUUGAGUAGCUCAUUUUGUUUUUUCCCAAAGCCAUGCAGUGAUGAGAAUGUAACUCACGAAACACCUUCAUUUGCCUUCAGUCGCUGCUGUAAAUAAUAAAAAGUAAAAGUAGGAUUUCAAA
Elgaria multicarinata webbii is the source of this 4069-nucleotide messenger RNA. It is a transcript of the gene HPS3, whose product is annotated as HPS3 biogenesis of lysosomal organelles complex 2 subunit 1. The record is from RefSeq and is a predicted model, not a curated record. The coding region runs from base 10 to 3027 and encodes 1005 amino acids. The transcript has 17 exons. Gene Ontology annotation, cellular component: BLOC-2 complex; cytoplasm. Lineage: Eukaryota; Metazoa; Chordata; Lepidosauria; Squamata; Anguidae. Gene Ontology annotation, biological process: organelle organization.